This is a messenger RNA of Propithecus coquereli (Coquerel's sifaka), 813 nucleotides long. RefSeq names its product cortexin 3 (gene CTXN3). The coding region runs from base 568 to 813 and encodes 81 amino acids. The transcript has 3 exons. The record is from RefSeq and is a predicted model, not a curated record. Lineage: Eukaryota; Metazoa; Chordata; Mammalia; Primates; Indriidae.
AAUGCUUUCUGGAAGACAGCUUCAGACACACUGCGAGGACGCUGCCUCCACUCGCCAAGCAGAAUGCUCUGAAGAGUUGCUGAGGCGGAACUGCAACCAUGGCUCGCCUCAGAGAAGCAGCUGGAGUGGCCGCUAAUGACGCCUGACACAGAAAGACGAUGCUCCUUUAACUCGGGGUUUCAACGGGAAGUUUCUAAGCCUGAAACAACAGCUUUAGACCUGGGGUGUGCCACCAGCUGCCUGCAGCUACCAUUGUCUGCUGCUUUCACCGGCUGGUCAGGAAGAACGGGAACUAAAGAGCCUCGUAACUACCUGUAACUGUUCCUCCAGGAAAUGGAUCAAGUGUUUGUUCAGCCAGAUCCAGUAUUAAAAUUAAACUUUAUUUCCUGAGCACACACAAAUGGACCUGCCAAAGGGAAGACACAGAUGUGCCGCAUGAUGGGAAAAGCCGGUCAGGAUUAAGAUGCUAUAACGCAGCGUCUGCGGGGUGCAGCCACCAUGCACACAGCGGACCGAUGAUGGACGAAAGGGAAACCGCAAGAUCCUGCACCUUGGCUUCCCUGGACCAUGGAUGGAGGACAGCCCGCCCCUUCUCCGCUGCCGCCCCUUGGGAACCUGUCGUCAGAUUCUAGCAUGUCUCUGGAGCAGAAAACGACGUUUGUUUUUGUUAUUUUGUUGUUUAUUUUCUUGGGCAUCCUUAUCGUCAGGUGCUUCCGGAUUCUGCUGGACCCGUAUCGGAGCAUGCCGACCUCGACCUGGGCGGACGGGCUUGAAGGCCUGGAGAAAGGGCAGUUCGACCAUGCCCUCGCUUAG